GUCCCCCCCAGCCCCACAUCCCAGCCCUGGGUGCUGAACGACGCUGAAGAAGAGCAGUUGGGUGCUCUGGGUGCUGUGUGUCAGGGCGUCAUUCUGGGGGUAAAAUGGGUGUAAAAAGAGGAUUUUAAGAGGCUUUUAAGUGGCUUUUUUCCCCUCUGACCCCCUCCCUGUCCCCCCCAGCCCCAUGGCCCGGCCCUGAGCUCUGAAGGAUGCCGAAGAAGAGCAGUUGGGCGCUCUGGGGGGCGGCUCUUUUCCUGGCCUGGAACGGGCUCCUGCUGCUCUUCCUGUGGAGCCGCCCCCCGUCCCCUCCCGGGGGCUCCUCUUCCCGCCUGCCCUCGGAGCUCAUCCGGCUGGCCCAGGACGCCGAGGCCGAGCUGGAGCGGCAGAAGGAGCUGCUGCGCCAAAUCCACCGGCUCAGCGGGCUCUGGGAGCAGCGGCGGCGGCGCCAGAAGGCCCCGACGACCCCCCCUCCCAAGGGUUCCGUGGCGGCGCCGAGCUCGGAGGAGGACGCGGCGCUGCCGGUGCUGGUGCUGGCGUGCGACCGCAGCACGGUGCGGCGCUGCCUGGACAAGCUGCUGCGCUACCGGCCCUCGGCCCGGCGGCACCCGGUGAUCGUGAGCCAGGACUGCGGGCACGCCGAGACGGCGCGGGUCAUCGCCUCCUACGGCGACGCCGUGGCCCACAUCCGGCAGCCCGACCUCAGCGACAUCCCGGUGCCCCCCGAGCACCGCAAGUUCCAGGGCUACUACCGCAUCGCCCGGCACUACCGCUGGGCCCUGGGCCAGGUGUUCCGCGUCUUCCGCUACCGCGCCGCCAUCGUGGUGGAGGACGACCUGGAGGUGGCCCCGGACUUCUUCGAGUACUUCGAGGCGGCGCUGCCGCUGCUGCGCGACGACCGCACGCUCUGGUGCGUCUCGGCCUGGAACGACAACGGCCGCGAGCAGAUGGUGGACGUGUCGCAGGCCGAGCUGCUCUACCGCACCGACUUCUUCCCCGGGCUGGGCUGGCUCCUGCUGGCCGAGCUCUGGGACGAGCUGGAGCCCAAGUGGCCGCGGGCGUUCUGGGACGACUGGAUGAGGCAGCCGGAGCAGCGCCGGGGCCGCUCGUGCGUCCGGCCCGAGGUGUCCCGCACCAUGACCUUCGGCAGGAAGGGCGUGAGCCACGGCCAGUUCUUCGACCAGUACCUGAAGUUCAUCAAACUCAACGACCGCUUCGUGCCUUUCACCCGGCUGGACCUCUCUUACCUCAAGAAGGACGAGUACGAGCGCUCCUUCCUGCCCAGGGUCUACUCGGCGCCCGAGGUGAGGGUGGAGGAGCUCCAGGGCAACAGGAGGAGGGAUUUGGGGGCCGUCAGGCUCCAGUACAGCGGCCGAGACGCCUUCAAGGCCUUCGCCAAGGCUUUGGGGCUCAUGGACGACCUCAAAUCCGGCGUCCCCCGCGCCGGCUACCGCGGCAUCGUCAGCUUCGUGUACCGGGGCCGCCGCGUUUACCUGGCCCCACCCCAGGACUGGACGGGCUACGACCCCACCUGGAGUUAGCACCGGCCCCCUCAAAGCACUUUGGGGGGGUUCUCCCCCUCUUUUAGGGGUUUGGGGGUGGGUUUGGUGCCGUUUCGGUGCCCCCGGGCCGAGCGCCGCUCGCUGGGAGGGGCCCAAAGGUGGUUUUGCAGAAUAAAAGGUCGAAAACAGAAA
This is a messenger RNA of Corapipo altera (White-ruffed manakin), 1691 nucleotides long. It is a transcript of the gene MGAT1, whose product is annotated as mannosyl (alpha-1,3-)-glycoprotein beta-1,2-N-acetylglucosaminyltransferase. The record is from RefSeq and is a predicted model, not a curated record. Gene Ontology annotation, biological process: protein N-linked glycosylation. Bases 210 to 1538 code for a protein of 442 amino acids. The transcript has a single exon. Gene Ontology annotation, molecular function: alpha-1,3-mannosylglycoprotein 2-beta-N-acetylglucosaminyltransferase activity. Gene Ontology annotation, cellular component: Golgi apparatus. NCBI's taxonomy places the organism in Eukaryota, Metazoa, Chordata, Aves, Passeriformes, Pipridae.